AUGCGAAAAAGCUCGCCGCCUACGCCGCCGCUCCAGCAGCCAGCCCUGGGCUUUGCGCCUACCGACGCAUCCGAGCCCGGCCCCCCUUCAUCCACGCCCGCGUCCAUAUCCACGCCCGCGUCCACAUCCACGCCCGCAUCCACAUCCACGCCCACAUACACAUCCACGCCCACGUCCACAUCCACGCCCACGUCCACAAAGCCUCGACCACCGCAAUCGGCCCGCGCCAAAAAGCCCACUACACCCGUUUCUCUGCCGUCUCCAACCAUAACCUCGUCGUCCUUUUCGUCGGCCCAGCCAGACCUGUCUCUGUCGGCCCAGCGCGCCGCCGUCAAGCAAGCCAGGAGACGGCCGCUCAACAAAUUCGCCUGCUUCGCCUGUCAGAAGAAGAAAACGAAGUGCGAUGGCGUCCGCCCCGUCUGCAGCGCCUGCGUCAGACGCAACGGCGACACCCAGUGCGAGUACGCCGUGAGGGAGGGCGCGAUCUCGCGCUACGCCGACCUCAAGGUGACGUCUGAACAGCUGGAGCGCGAAAACAGCGACUUUAAGGACCUCCUCGCCUACCUCCGCUUCAGGCCCGAGAAAGAGGCCUUCGAACUCUACCGCCGCCUUCGCGCAUCCGACAACCCGCUGUCGGUCCUGCAGUACUUCCGGGAGGCCGAGACACUGCUCGUUGUUCCCUCAACUGCCGGCUCGGGCAUGGCCGACCGCCAUGUCGCCGACUUGGAUGCCGAAGCCCUGGCUCAGAGCGCUCUGAAGGUCCCGGCACUUCCCUGGACUCCGGUUGCUGGCGAUGGUCUCGUUUCAAGCCUCAUCACGGCCUUCUUCAAAUGGGAUGCCGGUUUCCCCUAUUUCUUUGUCGACCAAGCUUUGUUCAUCAACGAUAUGCGCCGCGGAAUCCUAGGCGCCCAGUACUGCACCCCGCUCCUGGUCAACGCCAUCUGCGCACUACGGUCGCUACUCUCGGACCGGGCGAGGAACCUCGGCCGCGUGACAAAGACUGACCUCGGAGCCCUCUUCUUUGCCGAGGCUAAGAAGCAUAUGGAUUUCGAGGUGGUUAAGCCUAAUCUCGCAACAGCACAUGGCCUGUACCUGAUGUAUAUCGUGUCGUGCUGUCAGGGCACGAACCGGGCAGGGGCCAUGUAUCGCUUCGCGGCGUUCGACGUGCUGGAGAGACUAAAACCGGAGAAGCGUUUUCUCAGUCUGGAUCCCCAGAAACCGGAAAAUGCCGAGAAACGUGUCGCACUGUCCAAGACAUGCUGGGGUCUGUUCUUUAUUGAAAGCCUCAUGUCUGGUGCAUAUUUCAAGCCGCUGGCGCCUCCGCCCACGAUACCAUGUGUGUUCGACCACGUUGGCUCUGCGGGUGGCCCCGGAAAUCAAGACGUUCUUGGGCUUCCAUUUGGGCCGACAUCACCACAACCGCCACUGGUUCCUGCGGUUCUCCAUGUCGCCUGCGAGCUGUCCAUCCUCCAGCAAAAGGUCAUUACGUACAGCAUACAGUCAAAACAUGCUGUCGGGGAUGACGAAGACACGAAGGCGAGAAGGCGCUUCUUCGCAGAGCUCGCGGCAGUAGAACAAGCGGUGCCACCUCACCUGCUGUACCAAAACAAUCCUGCGCCCCAGACGCUUUAUCUCAAGGCUGUCUUCAACCUCACGGCGUAUCAUAUCAUUAGGCCUUUACACCCAGACGCUUGGAUCCGGGAUCGUUAUACCGUUAGGCUAGUCAUACUGCAGCUUUGCACCACCGACGUCGAGCUCGCAGAGUCAUAUGCGCGCCGAUGGGGCUUCGGAGAGUACUCGCCCAUGUUUUUCAUUUGCAUCUGGAACAUCGCUCCAACGCUCGUGCCCCUCCUGGGUGAAGCGUACGCGCAGAAUCUCUUCACCCGCGGCUGUGCUCUGAUGCACGUCGUCGAGCGCGACCUGCCCCUUGUUCGACUGGCCAUGCAGGGUGUGCUGGCCCUGGCCGCCGCGACGAACAAGCCCAUUCCCCGCGAAGCCCGGCCCUAUGUCGAGGGGCUCACACGGCACAAGUGCGACCCCAAGGAUCUGUCCAUCUCAUUCAUCGUGCCCACGCAGAACGAGCUCCUCGAGGCGCAGUCGGGCAGCGACGAGGAUGAAGACUCGAGGAAGCACGGCCGCGACCUGGGCGCUCUCUUGAAGAAAUGGGACAACCUGUCCAUGGACUCGGAGCGAUGA
This is a messenger RNA of Lasiosphaeria miniovina, 2196 nucleotides long. RefSeq lists its product as uncharacterized. Lineage: Eukaryota; Fungi; Ascomycota; Sordariomycetes; Sordariales; Lasiosphaeriaceae. Gene Ontology annotation, molecular function: zinc ion binding; DNA-binding transcription factor activity, RNA polymerase II-specific. Gene Ontology annotation, biological process: regulation of DNA-templated transcription. The coding region runs from base 1 to 2196 and encodes 731 amino acids. The record is from RefSeq and is a predicted model, not a curated record. The transcript has 5 exons.